Messenger RNA from Oreochromis aureus, 7848 nucleotides. RefSeq lists its product as uncharacterized. The transcript has 7 exons. Gene Ontology annotation, molecular function: calcium ion binding. The record is from RefSeq and is a predicted model, not a curated record. The coding region runs from base 180 to 7289 and encodes 2369 amino acids. NCBI's taxonomy places the organism in Eukaryota, Metazoa, Chordata, Actinopteri, Cichliformes, Cichlidae.
UGCUACCAUCUCACACAUGAACUCACACUCCAGUUGAACUUUAUCAUCUGAAGACCAGGAUUACAUUUUACAGAAGACAGACGAUCAGCCCCUUCUUUCUACACACACAACUUAUUUCCUGUCCUCUUGCUUGACUGGCUGGAAGACCAUCCCCCACACACAUUCCUGGGAGGGGGGCCAUGGCAGGACAGUGGCAGGGCUGCUGGAGUUUGAAGCUCAUGAUCAUCUUCAGCCUCCUCGGCCUCAUUGAAGAGUUCGAGGUGAAAGAAGAUGAGUGGGAGGAGCUCGGCUCUGACAUCGCUGCACUGCAUCGACUCCAAGGACUGUCUGAACACAUGUUUGAUGAAAGCUUUAUGAACACCUCAACAACCAGGGUAAAUGGCUACCACCAAUCAAGAUUUGGAAGAUCUGUGAAAAGGCUGGACACUGAAGAAAACCCACUAACUUUGCUGGAUGGAUUUCAGGACUGUGAAAAUGUCACAGCUUAUGUCAUUACAAAGGAGAAGGACUUUAACACCUUCUUGGCACAUAUCGAGAAACAGAAGGUACAAGACUGGCUGCUGGGUGCUUCAGAGAUCUCACACAGCUACAACCAAAAACUUCUGAUCAUGACCGACAGAGAGAAAUCCACCAGUGACAGAGUCCAGCAGGAAUACAGCAUGGAUCCUCAUUACUCCGUGAAAGUCACCAAGGACUGCCUGUUCAACGACUCCUGUGUACCAGCAGCAGACAGCUACACUGUAGUCAAAAUAUUUGGAAGUGUUUCAGAAGAUGGACAAACAGUGUCUGGACUUGAUGGAUCUUCACUUGCAAAGCUGAUGUUAAAACCAUCUCUGGAAGCGGCUCCAGUUUUCUCUCUCGAUGGAAACAUAACCACACAGUUCCACCAGAACUUCAUUCGGGUUUUGUUGCUCCACGGCCUCCAAACAGUCUUAGAAACCAACCAAGACAAUCAGCAGAUUUACCAGGUGAUGGAUCGACCUGACUCAGUUUCCAGCUACAAAAUCCCACAAAGACGAGCUGAUCACAGCACACAGUAUGACCACCAGCAGAUCGUAAUGAUGGAAAAUGAGCCUGUGGUCAGAAGAGCUGCUGAAUAUUUGUAUGAGAAACAUCCAACAAUUAGUUCUGUCUAUGUUCUUGAUAAAAACCAAAGACCCAAACUGAUCCACGGUGAACCAGUGUCUCUGUCAGAGGACAGCAGACUGGUGCUGGUAGGUCAUGGUAAAAAAGACAACGCAGGAGAAAUGAGACUGUCAGGAUACAGAUCUGGAGAUGUAGCAAAAAUCAUCGAAAGGACAAACAGAGGCAGUGAUAAAAUCAAAACAACGAGUUUGGUGUCCUGUGAGGUUGGAUCAGACCAACGAUUCAUAGAAACUCUACUGAGGGACCUCCAUAAAAAUAACAUCAAGACAGAGCUUCAUGUGAGGGACGCUCUUGUCCAAGUUACACACACAGGAAAGAAAAUCACUCAGGAAAUCUCUCCAGAGGGGCUGCAAUGGAGACAUAAAGACAACAGCAAGAAAGUGGUGGCAACCCUUGAUAGGAACAAAGAUGUAAUAAUGAGAAAUGAGCCAGGAAGUAAAGGAGAGGCUGUUUUUACCAAUGAAAGAAACUUUCUGGGUGGAGGAGAAAACAGGGGAAACAAAAAACCAGAACAAAGUGUCAUAAAAGAAAACAGCUGGCCAGAUGAACCAAAGAGGUUUGUUGACCCAAAGGUUUUUAACAAGAUUGACCAAAAUAACGUUAACAAGAUAAAAUCUGCCAUUGAUGAACUCGAGGCUCUGUCUUGGGGACUCUUUCACUCAGAUCAACCAGUACCAAAGAAAAUCAGUGUCAACAACCCAGAAGAAAUAAGAAAAUAUAAAAUAUGGAAAAGAGAAAAAAAUGGAAAAGUUAAAAUUAACACAAACAACAAAAUGAUUCAAAGUGGAUUAAAAGACAUUCUUAAUAAAUGUUAUGAGAUUAAAUCAGGUAAAGAUAUUAGAAAUAUAAUUCAUCACUUUGCAAAGAAUGGAGAAGAUAAGCCCACAUACUUAAUGGUCAGUGACUGGAUAUAUGAAGUUCACCCUCGGAAUCUGUACGUGUAUCCAGUUGGAAAAAAGCUUGACAACAAUCAAAUAAGAAACAGUAACGUAAUUGAUGAUAUUAAGAAAUGUAUUAAUGAACAGGCGGGCAAAGAAAGCUACCCAGACAUGCGAGACGAGAUUUUUAAAAAUGAAAAGAAUGAAAACAUGAAUAAUAAUGGAAAAAAACAAAAACAAAGAUAUGCUGAAUAUGUAGAAAAUAUUUUUCGUGGGGAGCACCCAGGUGUUUUUAAAGGAAGUCAAUAUGAAAAACUGUCCAGUGAGGCCUGGUUCACCACGUAUUUCACUGCAACAGUUAUAUCUGAAUCUGCAAGAAAUUUCCGGACAUUCCCUCUGACUCUUAUGGCCUUGGAUCUGGUUCGAAACAAUAACGAUGAUAUCCGACAGAAAGGCCUUGAUUUUUUCUUUGACAAUCAUCCAAUGGCAAGAGGAGGCAGUUGGAUUGACCCGAGCAGACGAGGAUUCAAAGGCUCAGCAACACCUAAAGAUUCCAGCAAAUUAAGAAAUCGAGAAGAACAUCGUAAAACCGAGGAUCAGCUCAUGGGUAGCCUUGCUGACCUUGUAAAACGAGAGGGUAACUUCUUUACAGAAUGGAAGGAAACCGUUGGUACUAAUGAAGGUGAUGUGGUGAAACGCAUAACUGAACUUUCAAACACCUACAAAACAAUGACGGAUAAUUCAGACUUUCAAAAAAAAUACAAUGAUUUCCAAACAGACACCAACAUGAUAGCACAUCCUGAUGAUCACAGACAACCUUCCACAUCUGGAACACUGGGAGGAAACGAUGAUGGCUAUGUCACAAUGCGAGACCUGAAUUCAGCCUCAGAAUUAGAAAAUACCUUCAAACAUGAAUCUUAUUUCUCAAGAGCAUCUGCAUCAUUGGCUGAAGAGGUCCAUGCUGCACUACAGCACAAAUAUGGUGAAACUCUGGCAGGAAUGCACCUUCAGGAGGGAACAGCCCGAAUAGAAAACGGAGAGUUUGUAUGUAAGCUCGUGUCAGAGAGAGCUGGUGCUGAGCCCGUGGAGUUUAGGACUGAUUUAUCUCCACAGAGUCAACAUUACAGUGAAAAGAUGUGGAAGAACAUUGAGAAAUCAGUGCACGAGAUGGAGCAGCACAGUUCAGCAUCCUCCCAUCAGGUGAACAAACAUGUAGAGAGGACUGGAACUACUGUUGGAGCUCUGGGUCUCAUGCUGGGACUGAAAGGAGCUGCUCGUGCCUUUGAAAAGGGAAACAUCACAGAUGGUGUGAUGGGGUCUUUGCAGACAGCUCAUGGAGUGACGGCUAUGACAACAUCUGUUAUUGCACGCAAAGCUUUGACCUCAGAGGCAAGAAUUGCAAAAGCUGCAACAACAAUCAUGAGGAGCCCUGCAAUGAAGCGUUUUAUGACAGUUAUACCAAUAGUGGGAAUUGGAUUUGGGGUCUACAAUGUGGUAGCAGAUUUUAAAAGAGGAGAUGCUCUGGGAUACAUUGAUGCUGCGUUAGAUAUUACCAUGGUUGCGUUAGAUGUUGUUGAGCUUCUUCAGCCUCAACUGGUACCUCUCAUCGCACCUAUAAAUCUGGCUCUAUCAGUAGUGCGGAUGGUCAUUGAUGAUGUUUAUAUGGCCAUCCAGAAUGAACUGAAGAGCCUCCCAGCAAACGCUGGAGUUUUGGACAAAAUAUUUGCUGUUUUUGUUGGCUUUGAAAAAGGGAUCAUACACUUUGCUAUACAUGUGGCUAGUGUGUUUUAUGACUGGCGUUAUGAUGAAAUUGAGGAGGGACGAAGACUUGUUGAACAUAUCUCAGAUCAGCAAUUUUAUAAAGUCACAAAGCAACAGGAUGGAACGACUGCCAUUGAUUUUACUGCUGGCGCCUCCUCCUGGAAUGGAGGAGGUAUUAACUUCUGCCUCGCUGAUGAGGGUGAGUCUGAGCUCUGCAUGGACUAUGUUGUUUCUAGUGAUGAGAGUCCAAGAAGACAAUGCUGGAACAUUAACACAAAUGGAAGCAACGAUAUAAUUCUUGGUCAGGGAGAGUCACAUGGAUUAGAGCACACGACAUAUGAAAAAAAAAUUUUAGUUUUCUUCUCAGAUGGAUCUGUGACAGUGGUUUCAGGUUAUAAAAAUCUUACCAACUCAAGAUACGGGACAUACAAGGGAAACAGAGACUCUAAUCGAUUUUUUGCAGUUCAGGAACAAAAGGACAAAUAUUUGAUUGAAGUCAUGUUGAGCUACUCUUACAGACUUCAUGGGGAACCAGGGGAUGACACAUUCUUCCUCGGUCCACAGAGAAGUUAUGUUGAAGGCUCAGGAGGAAAAGACACUUACAUCAUUCCCGAGAAAGGAGGGAAAACGAUCAUUAACAACUAUGAUCCCUCCAGAGCACAAGACACUCUGCAUUUCAGUGUCAACUACAGCCACAUUUCUGUGUCUAAAUCAGGUAAGGAUGUUGUGCUGAUGUAUGAGGGCAGUCAUACUGUAAGAAUCCAAAACUGGUUUUUAGGAGAAGAUUAUCGUCACAUGAACAUGAUGUCAGGAGACAGAGUCUUAUUUGAGAUUUCCUCCACAGUGGUUUCUUCAGUUCAGCUGGUGGCCAGAGGAAUUAACAAGAUGUUUGAGAAACAGGGUGUAGUUGUUGAUGCAACACAGCCACUUUUACACACAGUUACAAACAUCUUUGGGUCCCAGUAUGAUGACGUACUCAUUGGAAAUGGAGAAAGGAACCUGAUAGAUGGGGGAGGAGGGCGAGAUCGUCUGAUUGGUGCUGAAGGUGAGGACAUUUACAUGGUGAAAGGCAAAAACUUGUCUUCUGUGCUGAUUGAAAAUGACUCCAGAGACGAGAAAACUGACCUGGCCAUCGUAGAAGCAAAUCUUCAUACGUUUGGAGUCAGAGUAGAAGGUGAUGAUGUUCAUCUGGAGGCUCAACAUGACAGCACAGCGUUUAAUGUUACUGUAGUGAACUGGUUCAGAUCAUCAGCAGACAGACACUUACUGUUUAUCACAAAGGAUCUGAUCACCUUCACACUGUCAGAUAACAAGACUGACUGCCUGCAGAAUAACAUCUUCACCAAAUGUAUAAAGAGCCUCAGCAUUGACUACAGGAGCUCCCCAUCUCAUCUGGAGGUGGACCUUGAGAAGGAUGAGGCUUUGGACAGCGUGACAGAGGUCCGCGGGUCAAACUAUAGUGAUGUCAUCAAAGGAAACAAAGAACACAACGUUGUCGUCCCUGGAUUAGGAGAUGAUUUCAUUGAGGGGAGAGGAGGAGAGGACUGGUACAUUAUCACUGCAGGACACGGAGUGAAAACCAUCAACAAUCUAUCACCAGAUCUAACCUUGGACCUGCUCUUCCUUAAAGAACAAUAUCAGCAUAUAACAUGUACAUGUGAAGGUCAGAGCAUCAUCGUUCAGGUACAGAACAGAAGAACUGUUAUUUUACAGAACUGGUUUAAAUCAAAGAAUUAUCAGCACCUGCAGAUCAAGACCAGUGAUGGAGUAACAGCUGGACUAAAACCCAGCAUCAGCAGCUGUGGACGGGAUUUACUGCUGCCUUUAACCUUCGAUUACAGAAACCAGAGUCCUGAACCACUUUCAGUAAUUGAUAAUCUAUGCUUUUAUUUUGCUAAAAAGAUAGUGUACUUUAAUCGUGCAAGGAUUUAUUUUGAUAGAGGCAACUGCAUGUAUUGGGGGAAAAUGAUGAAAAUACAAGAUGUUGAAUCAGUGAAAGAAAUGUACGGUUCCUCAGGAUUUGACAUCAUGGUUGGAAACAGCAAUGAGAAUUUACUGGAUCCACACACUGGGGGGGCGCUGAUGAUAGGAGGGGAAGGCAAAGAUACUUACAUAAUCAAACACGUGGAUGAAAACAUGGUAAUCAUUGAUAACUUUGCAGAAGAUCAGAAAACUGACACUGUGCUGGUAGAUAUGGAUUUCCUUGAUGGAAGUCGAGUCAUACUGGACUCAACAGUUUUAAUGGAACCAACAGUUUUAAUGGAACCAUCAAUAAAUGAUGUUCAUGUUAGAAUCAUGAAAAAUGAGAAAAAAUUAGAAUUCAGUCUCCGCAAUUAUGCUAAUGGUGAAAAACAUCAGCAUCUAGAAUUUCAGAGCUCUGAUGGCGUCCAUUUCAAACUCAGGUCUCUAGACUCAUCUGCAGGUGACUCUUUCUAUCAGGUAGAAGCUUUCAAAGUGACUCUCACACAGUCUCAUGUGGACUGUCGUUUGGACCUCAGCGCUCAGAGAAAUCUGUCAGAGGUUCACACAGUGCAAGGCUGUCCCUCCCAGUCUAAUGUUAUAAUAGGCAACAACCGAGACAACGCUCUGAUUGGUGGAUGGAGGGACGACGCCUUGGAUGGAGGUGAUGGAGAUGACACGCUGGUAGGAGGAAAUGGAGCUGACAUCCUAAUUGGUGGGAGAGGAGACGACACUCUUUAUGGUGAAGAUGGAAAUGACACACUGAUGGGAAACUCUGGCCGGGACAUCUUCCUUCCUGGACCAGGAGCUGAUCUGGUGGACGGAGGUCCAGGCAGAGACACAGUUCUCUAUCGGGGUGAUCAUGAGAAGGGUGAAGGGGUUUAUGUUAACCUGCUGACGGGCCAAGGCCACUACGCUGACGCAGAGGGCGACGUGUUGAAGGAUGUGGAAACUGUGGUCGGCACCAUCUAUUCCGACAUCUUAGUCUCUGGUUAUGAAAGUUCUCUUCUCAAAGGCUCAGAUGGUAAUGACAUCUUGGUGUCCACUGGUGGAGAUUAUCUGGUCGGAGGUGAUGGAAAUGACAUUUACAUGUUCACUUUCAGCAACGGCUCAGUCACCAUAGACAACUGUGCAACAGACAACGCCACAGAUGUUUUGUACCUGAGCUCAAAUUCAAGUCCAGAAUUUGAUUGCCAACUAUUAUCUGACCGAGUCCUGCUGACCUUCUUUGGAUUCGAACAAUCAACUAUAAAAAUUGCACUGCGAGGCUGGAUUAGUGAUGAUGAUGAAUGUGGCCAUUUGGUGCUGGUGUUCAGGGAGGUGGAGGCAUCGGUGGACAUGCUGCUGCAAGAGUGCCAGUAUAGAAAGAAGGAAUCACUUUGGUCAUUGAUCAUAACCCGGGUUAUCUGCAUCACUCUUCUUGCCUUCCACUUGGCUUUUGCUUUACAAGGGUCUCGAAAAUUAAUCAGAAAAGCACAAAAACAAAAAAGACAAAAACAAGAUGAAACAAAUGUUGAAGCAGAGUCAGUACCAGCGGUAAUGUAGACUGCUGCUGCUGCAGGUGACAUAUUCUUUAAAGUAUUCUGUGAUUUCACAAAUAAUUUCUUUUUAUUGCUUUUAUUGCUCUUUUCAUUUUUAUUGAUUGCUAGUUAGUUACUCUAAAUGUUGAGCUAAUCAUGAGUAUUCUUGCUUGCUAAAGUCUAAAUCUGUCACGUUAUUAAUCAACUGAAAACUAAAGGAAAGUUCCUGUAAUCAUAAAUGCUGAAUCUGUCUGAUUCAGUUACCCAGAGCAACCGAGGAGUCAGGACAGAAUCGUUCAGCAGGGAUUUACCACUGCGGAUAAUUAGACACUGUUUGUGUGAAUUUCACAGCUUGAACAAGCUAGUCGAGUUCUGAUCAAACAUGUACCUGACAUAACACUGAUCAUCUUUUUUUGCUUUUAUUUACUGUAACAGCUGCAAAAUUGUGAGCUUAUUCAGAGGUGGAGAGUGUGAGCUGUUUUGUAAUGUGGACUCAGCUCCCUGGCAACAUUAAAAUUUAUUUUUAAUGCUAUAUACACAUAUAUUCUUGUAAUAGUUGAAUAAUAAACAUUUACUGUCACUGA